This is a messenger RNA of Saccoglossus kowalevskii, 572 nucleotides long. RefSeq lists its product as uncharacterized. Lineage: Eukaryota; Metazoa; Hemichordata; Enteropneusta; Harrimaniidae. Gene Ontology annotation, biological process: intracellular signal transduction; cell surface receptor protein tyrosine kinase signaling pathway. Gene Ontology annotation, molecular function: protein binding. The record is from RefSeq and is a predicted model, not a curated record.
AUGGAGAGUGAGUUUAUAGGCUAUCCUUAUUACCAUGGUUCGUUGGACAGGAAGCAAGCCGAGCAGGCUCUGAAUGACAGUAAAAGGGACGGGGCAUUCAUAAUACGCGAUGGCAAGGAUGGCAUCAAUAGUAAUUCCCCAUAUACCGUCAGUGUAUGGUACAAACGACCAUGGCAUCUUCAAAUGAAGAGGAGAAGUCAGGGAAAGAUUGCUCUUGGUGCGUUAAAAGAAGGAGAAAAGCUAUUUAACAGUCCGUUAGAGCUUGUGCAGUACCACCAGGAAAACACUUUGAUUUUGCAAGGAAGCGGCAAAGUAUGCCUGACUAUACCAGCACCUGUGUUUUCAUGAUACAAUGGAUAAACUCCACCAUGCUGACUAGGGACACAGUCUGAACAGGUGUUCCAAAUCAUGGAUUCAUGAUAGAGAGGGUUCACAGCUUUCACCCCUAUACAAAAUGGAAGGAUCACUGCUUACACCCCUUUAUGCAAGUGUUUUAAGCCCAGCUUCAUAAACAUUUUGAGUAAGGUUCACAUCAGAAUAGGAGUGAAAGCUGCUUUAUUUUUGUUACAUUC